Peronospora matthiolae is the source of this 1119-nucleotide messenger RNA. The record is from the annotation of a GenBank genome assembly. NCBI's taxonomy places the organism in Eukaryota, Oomycota, Peronosporomycetes, Peronosporales, Peronosporaceae.
AUGGUUCUGACCGAGUUACGCGCUGUCGGUCAACUUGUCGGUGGUGGCCUCAUUGCGGUUACGGCACUUUUGGCAUCGAGUGGCUUUUUGAUUGAAACGGUCAAGACACUCAACCCCUUACCACCUCCAGGUGUCCUGCUCCAGAUCAAUGGACGGGACGGAGUCGUGAGCGACGUCCAUGUGCAGCGUCGAGGCAGUGGAGACGUGACGGUUCUUUUUGAUGGAGGAGUGGGGGAGACGUCGUUUGACUGGGACAAAGUCGCAAUGGACGUAGCAACCUUUGCAGCAGUUGUGAGGAUUGACCGUCCAGGAUUGGGCUUCUCGACACCUGGCACCUUGCCACGAACGUCGACGCAGAUUGUCAGCGAGUACAAGCAGAUUCUCGAGCAGCUGAACGUGACGGGGACCGUCGUUCUCGUCGCUCAUGGAGCUGGAGGGUACAAUAUGCGUGAAUUGGCAGCGGAGCUGGAAGAGGCACCGAGCAAACAACUUCAAUGUGGAGGACUCGUGCUCGUCGAUGUUUUACAAGAAAACUUGCGUCGUGAUCUUGAGAGCGUGUCAGAAGUCGUGCAAAAGCUGCUAACGGAAAUGGACGAGAACGGCGACACAGUCUUGCGACUCGCGCGCUUUGGCCUCAUCCGGCUCAUUAACUUGGUGCAACAUGCCAAGCUGCAAGCAAAGUACACGGCCACAGCGUUGCCAUAUGUAGAGUACUUUUUGCCCUCGCCAGCUCAUCGCGAAGGUGCAUUGCGUGAGAACCAGGCCAUUCCAGAGACGGAGCAGCGGUUUCGAGAUUCAGUGUCCACUGCUGCGCCAUUUAAGUUCCCGUGUGUUGUGCUAUCACACGGAAAGGCUGGCAUGUUUGACAGCAUGAAGAUGCAAGCGGGCGUUACCACCCAUAUGCUGGCAGAUUUAGAGCGCAAGUGGUUGGACGCCCAGAUCAAGCUGGCAAACACGGUGAGUAAGCGGACUGCACAUCUCGUGGUCAAGGACGCCGGUCAUUGUAUCCACCACGAAAAGCCAGAAGAAGUUGUGAAGGCUGUUCGUGCCUUGGUUGACGAAAUUCACGGUGAAGUUGGAGAGAAUAAGGGUUUGAUGUCGCUCACGAAGGACGCCUGA